UAAAACAAAUUCUUCACAAUGUCUUCUCAUAUGAGUACCAAAGAAAAAAUAUUGCACAUAGUGGACGAUAUUGAAUUAAUAUCAAAAGAAUUGAUAGAAAACCUGAUUGCACCAAAACAACAGAAGUUGUCCAGCGCUGAUCACCAGCUUUUGACGGAGCUUCUGGUUUCAAAAGACAAGGAUUUAAAAAAUGCUAUGAAACUUGCAUCCGAACAAGCUGCUAUUGAAGUUAAAAUUAAUGCAGUUAAAUCGGAAGUUGAAAGACAAGACCAACAUAUAUUGCAAUUCCAAAGACAACUGAAGGAAGCCGAACAAAUUUUGUCAACAGCAUUAUAUCAAGCAAGACAAAAACUGCAAAGUAUUAACAAAGCUAACAAGAAACCAGUUUCUACUGAAGAACUUAUAAAAUACGCUCACAGGAUAAGUUCUUCCAAUGCAGUUUGCGCUCCCCUAACCUGGCACCAAGGCGACAUGAGAAGACCGUACCCAACCGAUUUAGAAAUGAGAUCAGGAUUCCUUAGCAGACCCGAUCUUCCAUUAAAUGGUCACGGUAUCCCUCACCAGAAUAUUGUCAAUGAUGUCCACCGAGGAGGCCAUGCAGCCGACAUUCCUGCAUCAUCACAAAGUCAAUUUGCAUGGCAUCCAUCUGGGGAAUUGCAUAUGACGAUGGGUUCCAGCGGGGGCAUGGUCACGCUUGAUACUAGAGCUUCUCAUAAGGAGACUACGCAAGAUGAUAUUGAAGUUAUGUCCACGGAUUCGAGUAGUAGUAGUUCGAGUGAUUCACAAUGAAGAUUUAGAAUUAGGAUGUAUUUAAGGAUAUUUUGUUUAAGGAGAUAUUUUCAUACGAGGUUAGUAGGGAAGGAGUAUUAGAAAUAAACAAAAAUAUAUGUGGCAGAAAUGGAACUUUCUAAUGUGGAAAUGAAAGUGAAAAGCUGUGGAAAUUGAUUUUUAGUGAACUUGUUAAGACAAAAAAUCAUGCUUUAGAUUAAUUGCAUGGAAAAAUACUCGAGUCACAGCAUUUUCAGACAAUUUCAAACAUUUUCAGAUAAUUUACAAAAUUCUCAAGCAAUUUACAACAUUUUCAAGCAACUUACAACAUUUUCAGACAACUUUAAUAAUUAUUUUAUUUAU
Molecule: messenger RNA, 1131 nt
Organism: Ctenocephalides felis (cat flea)
Lineage: Eukaryota; Metazoa; Arthropoda; Insecta; Siphonaptera; Pulicidae
Product: mediator of RNA polymerase II transcription subunit 4-like
Exons: 3
Coding region: 19-789 (256 amino acids)
Biological process (GO): regulation of transcription by RNA polymerase II
Cellular component (GO): core mediator complex; mediator complex
Molecular function (GO): transcription coregulator activity
Source: RefSeq, a predicted model, not a curated record